Messenger RNA from Symbiodinium necroappetens, 972 nucleotides. The record is from the annotation of a GenBank genome assembly. Lineage: Eukaryota; Dinophyceae; Suessiales; Symbiodiniaceae.
AUGGCCAGUGGACCCAGCAGCCCCACAGCCAGGAAUGAUCUGUUGGACAAGCCUGUGGCCCAGAGGACAGAGAGGCUGCGAAAAGCUCGAGACAGCAUGAAGCCCCUGCUCGAGAAUACGUACUCCUUCGCAAACAACUGCGAAACGGUUUUCCGAGAGUUCCGUGUGGCGUGCGUCCACCUGCGCAAAGAGCGUGAUGCGCUCGACUCUCUCGAGGAGAAGAAUGUGGCAUGGAGAUAUCUUUGUAAACUCUGCAAAGAAAGGCCCUUCUUACAUGAUCGAGUGCAUGAAGUGUUGCAGAUAUUGCUGAUGAGUGACGCUUGGAUGAAGGCCUUCGCAGAGGACGCCGAGUGCAAUGUCGGAGACCUGCCGCCAGACAUGCAAAGCGACAUCAAGCGGAGGGCCGACGAGCAGGCUACCGAACCCGCCGCCGCGGGCUAUCCGGCGCCUCGGAAGGUUUCGGACCAGGCCUUCCGUGCUAGUGGCACGAUUGCCGUGGUGGUCCAGCGCUGUAACCGAGCAAAGCUCCAAACAAAUGAGGAGACCGACACCUGGGCUGAGAUUGGCCCUGGCCUUUUUGUCGCCGUCUCCUUCAACAAGGGGGCGACCGAAGACAAGAUCGGCCCUGCUGCGAGGUUUCUACUGACAGCGAAGCUCUCGCAAGCAAAGGGUUCGAAAGAGGCAGAGUCUGUGGCGGCGAUUUCACAGCGAGGUGACUACCAGGGCAUCCUCGUCCUGCCGCAGGCUUCACUCGUGUCCGACCUCAAGGACGCUGAUGUGAGGUAUUCGCAGCAACUACAGAAGACCGGCGCCCAUCGAUUAUACGACGCGUUUGUGCAGGCACUGCACAGCACUGCCGCCGAGCUGGCCGGGGACGGCAAAGCAGCAGAGAUUGUUGCAGGUGACUUCGAUGCUCCCCAGGUUAUGGAAGUGGCUUCCAAUGGUCCAUUCAUGCAUUCCUUCACGGUGUGA